AUGAGGCAAAACAGUAACACAGAAACUGCCGAGGCUGGUUUCUUGGGCACCAUUUCCUCUUCAUCUAUCAGAAACCUUCUUCCCAGAUCAAUCUCUUCCAAACGCAAAUCUACUUCAAACCCUAAAAUCCCAAAAUCAGAUGCCGAAAACACUCCCCCAAUCGACCCCAACAUCCAGAUCAACCAUGACCAAUCCAACCAAUCACACUCCAAAACCCCAAUUUUCCCUAACGACCUCACCCAACCGAAGACACCUCUUGAAUCGGAUCCAUCAGUGAAGGUUGUAGUACGAAUCAGACCUACCAAUAACAAUGGAAUAGAGGGAGAUCGAACCGUUAAGAAGGUUUCGUCUGAUACAUUGUGCGUUGGGGAUAGGCAAUUUACUUUUGAUUCAGUUUUUGACUCUAACUCGAAUCAGGAAGAUAUUUUUCAGUCAGUGGGUGUCCCCUUGGUCAGAAAUGCUUUAGCUGGUUACAACACUUCAAUUUUGUCAUAUGGCCAGUCUGGAAGUGGAAAGACUUAUACAAUGUGGGGUCCCCCAAGUGCGAUGUUUGAGGAUCCCUCGCCCCAAAGUCACAAGGGAAUUGUUCCUCGGAUCUUCCAAAUGUUAUUUUCUGAGCUUGAGAGAGAGCAGCGAAUGUCUGAGGGGAAACAGUUCAACUAUCAAUGUCGAUGUAGUUUUCUUGAGAUAUACAAUGAACAAAUUGGUGAUUUACUUGAUCAAACCCAGCGGAACCUUGAAAUGAGGGAUGAUUCCAGAAGUGCAUUGUAUAUAGAGAAUCUGACCGAGGAAUACGUCACUAGCUAUGAUGAUGUGACACAAAUUCUGAUUAAGGGGCUCUCAAGCAGAAAAGUUGGAGCAACAAGUUUAAAUUCUAAGAGCUCUAGAUCACAUAUCAUUUUCACAUUUGUGAUUGAGUCUUGGUGUAAGGGAAUCUCAUCAAAUGGUUUCAGUAGUUCAAAAACUAGCAGAAUUAGCCUUGUUGAUCUUGCUGGACAGGACAGGAACAAAGUUGAUGAUGCAGGCAGACAAUGUAUAAAGGAAAGCAGAAAUGUAAAGAAAUCCUUAUCUCAGCUUGGGCGUUUAGUAGAUGCUUUGACUAAAGAAACUCACCCAGGAAAAGCAGAAGAAAUUCCAAACAGGAAUUCUUGUUUAACACGAUUACUACAAGAAUCACUUGGUGGAAAUGCCAAACUCUCAGUAAUCUGUUCCAUCUCCCCUGAUAGCAAGAAUAAUGGUGAAACACUGCGCACACUCAGAUUUGGACAGCGAGUAAGAUCCAUUACAAAUGAGCCUGUUAUUAAUGAAAUAAAGGAGGAUGACGUUAACGAUUUGAGUGAUCAAAUCCGGCAACUGAAGGAAGAACUUAUUAGAGCUAAGGCUGAUGUUCAUAGCUCGGAAGGGAAUAAAAAUGGUUACUUCCACGUACGUAAUGUACGGGAAAGCCUUAAUCAGUUGAGAGCCAGCUUAAACCGUUCUCUACUCCUACCUCACAUUGAUAACGAUACUGAUGAAGUGGUAAAUGUGGACGAGGAGGACAUAAGGCAAUUACGCCAGCAGAUUGAAUUGUAUAGUUCAUGUGAAGGGAAUCCUAAAGACAUAUCUGUCAGUGAAGAUUGUGGUCAGUAUUAUUCUGUUGUGGAAAGUUGUGAUGCAGAUAUGAUAAGUGGUAAUGAAAUUGAAAAAGAAGUAUGUUCUGGAGAAACGUUGAGUAAGCUUUGUAAUGCGGACAGUGUGGCAUCAGCUGACUCCUUGUAUGCAUCAGCAGAUGACCUUUCAUGCACAGCUAACACCUCAAGGACAAUUAACUCGACGUUCAGAGAUAGCAUUUCAGUUAGUUCAUGCCGUCAAUCUCCAAUACUUGAGGAACCACAGUUGUCUGAGUCUCCAAAAAUCAAGAACAACCAGAGGAAAAGUAUGGCUUUUUCAUCAAGUUGUCUUGGAAAUUGGAACAAUGAGGGAGAGAAGAAUUUGAGUUCCAGUCAAGAUUUGUUAGGAAAAUCAUUUAAACAGGGCGAGCAUGCACAAUCCUCGUUACGGUCACGCAAGGUUUUUCCGGGUCCAACUGAGUCCUUGGCAGCAAGCCUUCAGAGGGGGUUGCAGAUAAUUGAUUAUCACCAGCGGAAUUCAGCAGUAAACAAAUCUUCAGCAUCCUUCUCUUUUGAGCGCUUAACCUUAACAACUUGUCCAGAAUUAGACAAGGGUGAUUCUUGUGAUCAAACAAUGCAACAGAAGAAAUAUUUUAUUGAUGAAAGAAUUGCUACUUUGCUUUGCGAAUCUUGCCGUAAAAAAGUAUCCGAUCAGGAUUCCAGUGAGGUCCAAGAUAGCUCAAAGUCAUGGAUGGACACAGCUGAAGCAGGAAAUCCCGGUGCACUGACAGAUAAGGUUCCAAAAGAUUUGGAAAAUACAAUGGCAAAAGCGGUCGUGAGAGAAAACGAGCUCGAGAAUGUUUGCAAGGAGCAAGCAGCUAGAAUUGAGGAACUAAAUCAAUUGGUGGAGAAAUUGAAAGGAGAAAAAGAACUAAACUCCCUCAUUGUGUGUUGUCAAGAAAGCAACAAGCAGACUAGACAUGAAGAAGAGUAUAACUCGUUGAAAGAUGAAGACAAGUUUCUGAGGGACACUUCCUCAGAUGGUCAUUUACCAGGUAUUGUAGAGGAAAAGUGUGAAAUUAAAGAAGUCCAAGAAGAAUUAAUUCAAAGAGACAGCUCUUUUGAUGCUACUGAGAAGGAAGAACUUCUUAAGGAAAUUCAGAAUCUAAGAAGCAAGCUGCAAUUAUAUAGCGACGCACCAGUUAAAAAGUCUACUGACAAACUGAGAUCUUCAUUAAUUUCAAGAUCCAUUCAACUCCGAAAAAGUGGUGUAUUUUCUCGUGAUAAUGGUGGGGAAGAGCUAGAGAAAGAAAGGGAGAGAUGGACCGAAAUGGAAAGUGAGUGGAUAUGUCUUACUGAUGAACUAAGAGUCGAUCUCGAGUCCAACCGCCAACGGGCAGAGAGGGUGGAGCAGGAACUGAAGAUAGAGAAGAACUGUACUGAAGAGUUAGACGAUGCAGUUAAAAGAGCGGUUCUGGGACAUGCUAGAAUGGUAGAACACUAUGCUGACCUCCAAGAAAAAUAUAAUGAUUUGGUUGCAAAGCACAAUGCCAUAAUGGAAGGCAUAGCGGAGGUGAAGAAGGCAGCAGCAAAGGCUGGAAAAAAGGGUCAUGCCCGCUUUGCCAAAUCUCUUGCCGCUGAACUUUCUGCAUUGAGGGUAGAGAGAGAAAGGGAAGCAAAAUUCUUGAAAAAGGAGAACAUGAGUCUCAAGAUUCAACUUAGAGACACUGCAGAAGCUGUUCAUGCAGCUGGAGAAUUACUUGUUAGACUCAGAGAAGCCGAGCAUGCAGCGUCUGUUGGAGAGGAGAAUUUUACAAAAGUGCAACAAGAUAAUGAAAAGCUAAAAAGGCAAAUGGAUAAGCUCAAAAGAAAACACAAGAUGGAGAUGAUUACCAUGAAGCAGUACCUUGCAGAGAGCAAAUUACCAGAAUCUGCACUGCAACCACUAUAUCGAGAUGAUUCUGAUGUGGUGCACAACAAUGCAAGUCAUUAUCCCGAUGAUGAUCAGGCAUGGAGAGCAGAGUUUGGAGCAAUAUAUCAAGAGCAUUAUUAG
This is a messenger RNA of Gastrolobium bilobum, 3642 nucleotides long. Its product is annotated as kinesin-like protein KIN-12F. The transcript has 16 exons. The record is from RefSeq and is a predicted model, not a curated record. Gene Ontology annotation, biological process: microtubule-based movement. Gene Ontology annotation, molecular function: ATP binding; microtubule motor activity; microtubule binding. Lineage: Eukaryota; Viridiplantae; Streptophyta; Magnoliopsida; Fabales; Fabaceae. Bases 1 to 3642 code for a protein of 1213 amino acids.